Molecule: messenger RNA, 3123 nt
Organism: Enterobius vermicularis (human pinworm)
Lineage: Eukaryota; Metazoa; Nematoda; Chromadorea; Rhabditida; Oxyuridae
Source: the annotation of a GenBank genome assembly
AUGGAAAGUUUUAUGAGUCUUCGUAAGGAGACGACAGAUCUUUUGGCAAAGAAAACUGCUAACUACGCGCUGCCGGAUGAUGAACAGCCAGUGUAUCAUAGCACUUUUACCUCAAUUUCUGUUUUAUUUCGAGACUCGUGUGCAAGUACCAGUCAUAGAAAGAUGAUGAAUCUAUCAUUUCUGUCUGCUAGUAAGUGGAAAACGCGAAAGCAACUGAAACUUUCAUCAUUUUUGCACUCUAAUUUAAAAAUUCGGAAACUGCGCAAUCCUGUAAAUGAGGCGUUUCUGCUGUGCAAUUCGAAGUUGUUAUCUAAAUUUUGCUUGAAUUACCUCAAGAAAUCAAACUACGCAGAGCAAAAAUUGACAUCGAGAAUACACCGGGAAAUACCGGUUACCUUGGAAACUUCUGAUCCGGAAGGUGGAGUCAGCAUAAAUAAAUCUGAAGGGCUAGAAGAAAGGGAUUAUGCUGCAGAUGAACUCUUCAGCUGCAUAUCAGAAAUAUAUGAAAACGAAAAGGAAAAUGUGAUGGCAGGUAUUUAUGCUGAAAAUGAAGAGGUAACUGCGUUACAGAAAUGUACAGAUCAUAUGCGACUGUUGACAGAAAGGCACGACAAUGCAAUGAAGACUUUGAAUGAGUUGCGGAACGCGUAUGAAAUGGUUACUGAGCGCACCUCCUCGCUACAUAACGCGUGUGAUCAGAUGAUGGCUCAUCAGACGCAUCUGGCUGCUGGAGCGGAACAGAUUCGUGCAAAUCUUUACUACUUUACUCAACAUGAUGCAAUAAUGAAGAAGUUGAAUACUGGUAAGCUCUCUGUAAAUGGGAAGUCUUUCAUGCAAUUACUGGCCACGAUUGAUGAGUGUUUGAGUUUUCUACGUGACCAUAUACAGUACAAAGAUUCACUGCUGUAUAUUGAGAAGUACAACCAGUGCCUUUCGAAGGCUAUGACUGCCAUCCGUGUUGCUGUCCUUUCUGACCUUGAAGCUAGCGUCAACGCAGUACGUGAUCGACAAGCUCAACUGGACGCAGAUGCUGGCCAAUACUCGUAUCCAGAUGAGGACACAUUUGCCUUAAUUUAUGGGGUUUUCGCUGGGCGAGCUAAUUUUAUUCGUUCUGCUCUCUCGGCUGCCGAGCAGAGAUUCGCGGAUGUUCCUGAAUAUCAGGCGAUGGCGGCAGACUGUCAGAAUGCGUAUUUCAGUAUAAGGAAGCAACUGUUGUCUCCAAUACUCCAUAAAACCAUUGAGCAAUUAUUGCAAAAACACGCUGAAAGUUCAUGUGCAUUGACUAGAAACGGUUGUUCAUUUUUGCUACGUUUAUGUGAUGACGAGUUUCGCCUUUUCAAACAGUUCUUUAACCAGUGCAUUCCAGCUUCUGAAAAUAAGAGUCCACACUCACAAGGAAACUCGGUUCCAUCAAGUCCUCUAUCAAAAGCCGUACUAGCUCCUUUUGUUGGAACUCAGACCUGUUUUGAUGAUUUUAUCGAAUCAAUAUCAAGAAUAUUUUAUGACGUUCUACGCCCUAUUGUUGUCCAUAACCCACAUUUGGAAACUCUUGCAGAGCUUUGUACCAUUUUGAAAGUAGAAAUGAUCGAGGAACGUUGUGGCCUUAUGUUGUCUGUUAUGCAACAAAUGCAUAACAUAGAAGCACUAAAAUCUUCUGGGAAAGGGGAUUCAGGGGAAGAGAUUCUGAUGAAUCCGCGUAAUGGUUUUGUUAGAGUCAUGGGGGAACUGGUUGGUGAUAUCGCUGAAAGAAUUGUUUAUCGCUGGGGAAGCCAUGUGAGGCGCGAAUGUGGUAGUAGAUUGAAAAGCAUUCAAGAAACUAUUGAAACAUUGUCUGCAAGUUUUGCUAUGCUGAUGGACUGUAACCGGUGGUCCCAGAUAGAACGAUUUGCCCUUCCAAUAGCUGGCUUGUAUGGUCAGUCUGAUAUUCUUGGCUUUCGGCCGUCACCUGGUGAUUUGGCUUAUCCCGAAAAAUUGAUUAUGAUGAAGAAAAUUGAAUUGGAGAGCGCUGCAGCAAAAGAAGCACCUGACAAAACAAGUGAUUCGAGCAAUAACGAGCCUACUCCAGCAGUUGACUUACACUGUUUAUGGUACCCAACGGUUCGUCGUACAGUUUUAUGCUUAUCGAAACUGUAUCGCUGCUUGGAUUUGGCUGUAUUUCAAAGUAUAGCUCGUGAACUUUUAUCUGUAUGUUGUGAUUCUUUGACACAAGCCGCAGAGCAGAUACAGCGUAAUGUUGCUCAAAAGUCUUCAAAACUGCGAGGGAUGUUAGACUCAGAGCUUUUUGUUGUUAAGCACUUGCUUAUAUUACGUGAACAAACCAGUCCCUACAGGGCGGUGCUGUCAGAGUUCAGCUCAACCACCGAUUUAAUUCCUCAAAGGGAUUACUCUCUGGAUUUGAGCAAGUAUAAAACGAGUGCAUCGCAUUUGUUACAGAACAGGCAGCGGUGGUUUGAACUCAAUUCAAACAAUGCGUUUUUGGAACUUCUAUUUCAGGUACCAGUUUCAGUAAUCGAGUCUUCUGGUGACAGUCGCCGCAUUAUUGACUCACAGCUGAAGACUCAUUGUCACUCUCUUAUUAAAGUUGCAACGGAUUUAAUCGUAUUGAAUUUGAGCAACUAUAUUUUGAAAGUGGAGUCCCAACAAAAUACUGAUACUCAGCCAAGUGAGAAAAGUGAGCCUCUGGUCGAACCUUCUGUCAUGCAAGAUUUAUCCGCCCAGGCAUUCAAGAAUUUGACGCGUUUUUGGCCGGAGAUAAAGGAUGCAUUUGAUUUAUACAUUGGGGCUAAAGAUGCGGAAGAUAUUUUGUUACAAGCUGUUAGGAAACAAGUCAGUGAUUUUAUUCGGAAAAAACAGCAAUUGCAACGCGAUUUUGCGUCUUUUUGUUUUUAUGGGAUGGUUUUUUCAAGAGCCAACAGCUUUGCGGAAAAGCAUUAUGAUGACGAACAACGACAGAUUGCUGGAAUUCCUACUCAGGAACAAGUGGCUCUUGUACGGCGAGUGCGAUGCAAUAUUUUGUACUCCACAGUCUGGCAUGAAAUACGUCGUGAGGAGAGACAUCUAUGCAUAGUGGGCAACUCCGGAUACAGUGCAGUAUUGGAUGCUCCUAAAAGUAUACGUCAUUAA